UUGAUUGGUGGAUCCGGCGUUGCGCGUCCAGGCGGCGCACUGGCUCCGGGAUCACCGGGGUCACCGAGGUCACCGGGCACGGCGGAGCCGGGCCGGCGGGUCCCGGGCCGCGCGCAGCUCCCCGAGCGAGAGGCCGCGGGGACGCUCUCGCCUCCCCCGCGCGCGCCGCGGAGCAUGUUUUCCAGGGCGCAGGUGAAACGGGCUCUGCAGCGGGUGCCCGGGAAGCAGCGCUUCGGCGUCUACAGGUUCCUGCCCUUCUUCUUCGUCCUGGGAGGAGCGAUGGAGUGGAUCAUGAUUAACGUGCGUGUGGGCCGGGAGACCUUUUAUGAUGUCUACCGGAGAAAAGCCUCGGAGAGACAGUAUCAGACGAGGCCGGAAGAUGUGUUAGAGCCUGAGCAGCCAAUAAAGUGACUGUGAAAUGCCGCUGCUGCUUCACCUCCUUUUAAAAGGUUUUUUUCAUGGGACCGGGAGAUAGAGCAACCAGUGGAACACACACUCUUCUCCUCUUGAGGACCCGAGUUCGAGACACUGGCCACCACCUGGGAGCACAGGGGAAGUUGUGUGAGUGGUGGAGCAGUGCUGUGGUUGGGGGUAGAUAGCAUAAUGGUUAUGGAAACAGACUCUCAUGCCUGAGGCUCCAAAGUCCCUGGUUCAAUCCUCCAUAAGCCAGAGCUGAGCAGUGCUCUGGUAAAAAAAAAAAAAAAAAAAAAAAAAAAAAGCCAGGCAGUGGCACACCUGAUUAAGCACCCACACUGUCGUGUGCAGGGUCCCAGGUUCAAGCCCCUGAUCCCCACCUGUAGCGGAGAAGCUUCACAAGUGGUGAAGCAGGGCUGCAGGUGUCUCCGUCUCUCUCCAGUAAUAAAUGAAUAAAAAUAUUAACAAACAAAAGUUUGCCGGAGUGGAAGAGCAGUGCAAGCAUGGUACCUCAGUGGUGGCAAAGAAAAAAACACAUCUCUUGGUUCUAAACUAAACUAAUCUGUCUUUACAAAAGAUCUUUUUUUUGCCUCCGGGGUUAUCGCUGGGGCUCAGUGCCUGCACUACGAAUCCACUGCUCCUGGGGACCAUCUUUUUUCCCAUGAUUGUUAUUGCUGUUAUUGGAUAGGGCAGAGAGAGAUAGAGAGAGGGCAAGACAGAGAGGAGAGAAAGACAGAAGCUAGACACAUGCAGAUCUGCUUCACCACUUAUGAAGUGACCCACCCACCCUCCCCCUGCAGGUGGGGAGCAGGGGCUCGAACUGGGAUCCUUGCACCGGUCCCUGCACUUCAUUGUGCGCUUCACCCAGUGCUCUACUGCCCAGCUCCCACAGAAAAAUCUUUUUAUUUCUGAUUCAUUUCUUUUUUUUUUUUCUUUAAUCUUAUUGAGGGAGAACCCAGAACACUUCCAAGUUCUGGCUUGUGGUGGUGCUGGGGAUUAAACUUGGAAACUCAGAGCCUCAGUCAUGAAAGUCUUUUGCAAAGCCACUAUAGUGUCUCUCUAGUCCCUCAAACUUCCUUAGUUACUGCUGGACAACACUUGUGAAAAUUAUUUCUUACCCACUGAAUUUAGUCUAUUAAGUCUUCCUUCCUUCCUCCCCCCCUUUUUUUAAAAAGAUUUUAUUUAUGAGAAAGAUAGAAGAGAGAGAAAGCCACCAGCAGGGGAGUCGCUUCACAGGCGGUGAAGCAGGUCUGCAGGUGUCUGUCUUUCUCUCCCCGUCUUCCCCUCCUCUCUCCACUUCUGUCCUAUCCAACGACAACAUCAAUAACAACAAUAAUAACUACAACAAUAAAACAACAAGGGUGACAAAAGGGAAUAAAUAUUAAAAUUUUUUUUUUUUUUUUUUUUUUAAAAAGGAGAGAGAGAAAGAACCAGACAUCACUCUGGUACAUGUGCUGCCGGGGAUUGAACUUGGGACCUCAUGCUUGGGAGUCCAAUGCUUCAUCCACUGUGACAUCUCCCAGAUCACCCUAUGAAGUAUUUCUCUAAAGGGGAAAAAAAAAAAAAGAUUUAUUAACAAUAGAGGAGAGAGCGAUUAUCACCACUGUGGCGUGUGUGGUGCUGGGGACUGAGCCCCAUGUUUGAGAAGCCAGCGCCUUACCCACUGUGCUACCUCCUGAGCUCCUGGAGGUAUUUCUCGAACAAUUCCUGGUUCAGUCGGGAGGCUUUGCUAUCUGAACUAUUUGUGGAAUUGUUUGCUUUUAGGCAACAGUGAUAAUCUUACUUUUUUUUUUUUGCCUCUAGGCUUCUCGCUGGGGCUUCACUGUAAACCCACUGCUCCUGGCAGGCCCCCCCCCCAUUUUGUUUCCCUAGUUAUUGUUGCCAUUGCUGCUAUUGUUGGAUAGGGCAGAGAGCAAUCGAGAGAGGAGGGGAAGACAGGAAGAGAGAAAGACAGACACCUGCAGACCUGCUUCACCGCCUGGGAAGUGACCCCCCCCCCCCCCGCAGGUGGGGAGCCGGGGGUUCGAACCAGGAUCCUUGUACCAAUCCUUGCGUUUUGUGCCAUAUGCACUUAACCCAGUGCACCACUGCCCGGCCCCCUUUAUUUACUUUUUUUGUAGAGUUUAAAAAAUAUUUAUUUGGGAGCCAAGUGGUAGCAAACCCGGUUAAGUUCACAUAUUACCAGGACCUGGGUUCGAGCCCCUGCUCCCCACCUGCAGACAUGCUUCACUAUUUGUGAAGCUUCCCUCUUUCUCCCUCCCUGUCUCCCCUCCCCUUUCCUUCUCUCUGCCCUCUCAAAUAUAAUAGAGAGGGUUUGGGGGGGGCGGGAGAUGGCUGCCAGAAGCCAUGGAUUCAAAGUGCGAGCCAGCACUGAGGGCGAGUGGUGACCCUGGUGACAGGACAGAGGCAGGGAGAGAGAGAGGGAGAGAGAGACGCCUGCAACACUGCUCUGUCACUUGAAAAGCUUUCCCUCUGCAGGUCCCCCACCAAGGGCUCGAACCUGGGUCCUUGAGCACUGUAACAUGUGUGUUCAACCUGGUGCACCACCACCCGGUCCCAGAAUUUAUAUUUCACAGGGGCAGGUGGUGGUGCACCUGGCUAAGUGCUCACAUUAUAUACAAGGACCCAGGUUCAAGUCCCUGGUCCCCACCUGCGGGGGAACGGUUUCAUGAGGGGUGAAUCAGGGCUGCAGGUGUCUCUGUCUUUUUCUCUAUCUCCCCCUCCCCUGUCAAUUUCUGUCUCUAUCCAAUAAUGAAUAAUUAAGAAAAAGUCUGAAAAAAAAAAGUAUUUGUAUUUCAUGAUGGACAUAGAAAGUCAGACCUCUGGUGCAAGGUGGUAGUGUACCCCACUUCGCCAUGUUUAAGCCCCUGGUCCCCACUUGAUGGGGGGAGGGAGCUUCACAAAUGGUGGAGCAUUGUUGCACGCGUGUUUCUGACUCAGCUUCUAUUAAGUGGCUGCCACAAGAUGGUGGCUUGGAGACAACGCCUGGCGUGAGCUCUGCAAGGAAGUUGCUUUCAACCUGGGAAUCUCAGCCACCAGGUUCCAGAUGCUACCAUGAUGCUAACCUGACUUCCUUGGGCAGACAACCCCACCAGUGUGUCCUGGAGCCCCGCUUACCCAGAGCCCUUCCCCACUAGGGAAAGAGAGAGGCAGGCUGGGAGUAUGGAUCAACCUGUCAACGCCCAUGUUCAGCAGAGAAGCAAUUACAGAAGCCAGAGCUUCCACCUUCUGCCACCCCACAAUGACUUUGGGUCCAUACUCCCAGAGGGAUAAAGAACAGGAAAGCUAUCAGGGGAGGGGACAGGAUACGGAGUUCUGGGGUUGGGCAUUGUGUGGAAAUGUACCCCUCUUAUCCUGUGGUCUUGUCAAUAUUUCCAUUUUAUAAAUAACUUUAAAAAAAAAAAAUGGCUGCCAAGAUAAUCUACUAUAAGACUAUUCAAACAGGGAGUCGGGCGGCAGAGCAGCAGGUUGAGCGCACGUGGCGUGAGACACAAGAACCAGCAUAAGGAUCCUGGUUCAAGCCCCCAGCUCACUACCUGCAGGGGAGUUGCUUCACAGUUGGUGUCUUGUCUUUCUCCCUCUCUUGUCUUCCCCUCCUCUCUCCAUUUCUCUCUGUCCUAUCCAACGACGACGACAUCAAUAACAAUAGUAACUACAACAAUAAAACAAGGGCAACAAAAGGGAAUAAAUAAAAUAUUAAAAAAGACCAUUCAAACAAGGAUAUUGUUUUGCCAGGGAGAACUGCUCACACUCACUCAGUGUUCUAGCAACAGAAAUAACCCUCCCCAUUGCCUCCCACAGCUGAAGCUUCAUGCAGGCUUGAGGGGACCAGACUUCACACCACUGACAACACUGUGUUCCCCCAGCUGCUAAAGGCAAAGACUCUGCUCUCUCUCUCUGCCUCCAGGGUUAUCGCUGUGGCUCACUGUUCCAUUUUAGUGGCUAGGACAGAGAGAAAUUGCGAGGGAGAGGGGAAGAGGGAGAGAGAGAGAGAGAGAGAGACUUGUAGCACCACUUCACUGCUCUUGAAAUCUUCCUCCUGCAGGUGGAGACCAGGAGAAAUGGAGAGAGGAGGGGAAGACAGAGAGGAGGAGAGAAAAAGAGACACCUGCAGACCUGCUUCACCACUUGUGAAGUGACUCCCCUGCAGGUGGAGAGCUGGGGGUUUGAACCAGGAUCCUUAAGCAGGUCCUUGUGCUUCGCGCCACAUGCACUUAACCCUUUUGCGCAACUGCCCGACUCCCAAGUCUUUUUUAUUUUUUUUAAAGAAUUUAUUUAUUUAUUCAUGAGGAAGAUAGGAGGAGAGAAAGAACCAGACAUCACUGUGUUGUUACAUGUGCUGCCAGGGAUUGAACUCGGGACCUCCUACUUGAGAGCCCAAUGCUUUAUCCACUGCGCCACCUCCCGGAUCAUGCAUGAAAGUUUUUUUUGUCAUCUUUCUGUAUCAUCUUCUGUCGUAUGCUUUACAUUGGUUUGUUCUAGCCCUCCCCCACCAAGAGAAUUGGAUCAGUCCUAUUAAUUUCGCGGGCCUGCUUGGCCCCGUCCCAAGGAACCCUGAGAGAGGGUUCCUGAGUUCCAGAGAAAAGAGAGAGUGCUUGCGCCGCCGCAAAGAGACAGCAGAGUUCUGUUUGGUGAUUAGUUUGUCUUAGUUUAUGAAUCGUUGUUCCUGAAUAAAGAAAUACAGCUUCCCUGCC
Erinaceus europaeus (western European hedgehog) is the source of this 5108-nucleotide messenger RNA. RefSeq names its product ubiquinol-cytochrome-c reductase complex assembly factor 5. The record is from RefSeq and is a predicted model, not a curated record. The transcript is spliced from 2 exons. Bases 175 to 411 code for a protein of 78 amino acids. Lineage: Eukaryota; Metazoa; Chordata; Mammalia; Eulipotyphla; Erinaceidae.